CUCCUGGGAAUUUGGUGGUGUAGGGCUAUGAUGAAGUUAGUCGCGGACACAAUUUUGGGAUAGGAGCUGUAGAAUGGAUUUCUACUGUUCUACCCUUAUCCUCCUCCUUCCCUCGCUCGACCUUCCCAGUUCCUAGUCUUGCUUACGGCAACAAGGGUUUAAACGGAACAGACUGAGGAAGCAAUGCCUCCCGCCAUUUUAUCUUCCUACCAAAUUAUCACCAUCAAAACCCUAAAUCUGUAUUACUGAUAAAGUGAGUCUUUCGUUGUUUUCUUUAUUACUUGUCUUUCCAGUUUCAAUUUCUCUGCUGUACUUAUUAAUCUUUGAUUAUCUGUAUUUAGUGUGAAAAUCUCGUCAUGGAUGUAUUAUUAUUCACAACCUUCGCACCCCAAAGGUGUUUACAACCUCUCAAUUUAUCAAAACAUAAAACUUUUAAAAACCCUUUAAUGUUCUUAGAGUUAGGAACUAGGUUCACUUGUCGUAAACUGGAAGUAGGUUUUGUUCCAUGGAUUUGUAGAAAUGUAAGCCGAGAUAUGUCAGUUGUUGAUAGUGCUGAAGAAAGGGAAGAGGAGGAGGAUGAACAAAAAGAAUCUAAUUUAGAUUGGGAAGCAGAAUUUCUAGGGGAGCUCAAUCCAUUAGGUUUCCAGCGACCGAUUAAGAAAAAAACACGUCGAAAAACAAAAUUGGUUGAAGAUAGUCAGGGAAUGGAUUGGUGUAUGAAGGCAAGGCUAGUCGCACUGAAAUCGAUUGAGUCACGGGGUUUAACACGUUCAAUGGAAGAUCUGACAACAGUUAAGAAGAAGAAGAAAAAGGAUAAGAAGAAAAAGGAUGUAGUUAGCAAGAAGGAGAAGCUUGCUGCUAAGAAAAUUAAGUUGGACGAGGACGAAGAGGAUUUUGAUGAAUUGGAAGAUGACACUUUUUCUAUAGAGGCAGCGAUGGACGGAGAUGGCACAAAACAUCUUAGAAAGACGGUAAGCAAUUUGGGUGGCGGUAUGUAUGAAGAAAAGCGAGAGAGAACAAUGGAAACUUUAGUGCAAAGACUCUCCCAAUUUUCUGGACCUUCAGACCGAAGAAAAGAAAUUACCUUGAAUAGAGCUAUCUUAGAUGCACAGACUGCAGAAGAAGUAUUAGAACUUACAUCUGAGGUAAUAUCUGCAGUUGGAAAAGGGCUGAAUCCUUCACCUCUUACUCCAUUGAAUAUAGCCACCUCUCUCCACCGCAUUGCUAAAAACAUGGAGAAAGUGUCAAUGACAAGAAGUCGUAGGUUGGCAUUUGCCCGUCAAAGUGAAAUGUCUAUGCUCGUGGGUAUGGCUAUGGCAGCCUUACCUGAAUGCUCGGCGCAGGGUGUAUCAAAUAUUGCUUGGGCAUUGUCAAAGAUAGGAGGUGAAUUGCUUUAUUUGUCAGAGAUGGAUAGAGUUGCAGAGGUAGCAACUACAAAGGUAAAUGAAUUUAAUUCACAAAAUGUUGCAAACGUGGCUGGUGCAUUUGCUUCGAUGCAGCACUCUGCUUCGGAGCUCUUCCUGGAACUGUCAAAUAGGGCAUCAGAUAUAAUUCGAACUUUUCGAGAGCAAGAGCUUGCUCAAGUUUUAUGGGCCUUUGCUUCUUUAUAUGAACCUGCAGACCCAUUGUUCGAUUCUCUGGAUAGUGUCUCUAAGGAUGCAGGAAAACUAACCUGCUGCAUAGCAGGAGAAAAAUCCAGCAGUAAAGAAGGAAGAGACGUAGUAGAAAGCAUUGGAGAUCUUGUUCUAGCAAAUGAUACAUUAGAUACCCAUGUGCUUAGUUUUAACAGGGACCAACUUGGUAAUAUAGCUUGGUCAUAUGCUGUUCUUGGUAAAUUGGAUCGGGUUUUCUUCUCCCACCUUUGGAAGAAUUUGAGGAACUUUGAGGAACAAAGGAUUUCAGAGCAGUAUAGGGAGGAUAUCAUGUUUGUGUCACAAAUUCAUCUUGUAAACCAGUGCCUGAAGCUUGAACACCCGGAUCUUCACUUACAUCUAGCGAGUGAUCUGGAGGAGAAAAUAGCACGUUUGGGAAACACGAAGAGAUUCAACCAGAAAAUCACUUCUUCAUUCCAAAAGGAGGUCGCCCGCCUUCUUGUUAGCAUGGGUCUGGAAUGGGUUAGAGAACAUUCGGUUGAUGGGUACAGUUUGGAUGCAGCCUUGGUUGAUAAGAAACUUGCUUUAGAAAUUGACGGCCCCACUCAUUUCUCAAGGAACUUGGGCAAUCCUUUAGGCCAUACAAUGCUAAAACGGCGCUAUGUUAGUGCAGCUGGUUGGGAACUAGUAUCCUUAUGCCAUCAAGAGUGGGAAGAACUUCAAGGUGAGUUUGAGCAGCUAGACUAUCUAAGGGAGAUUCUCAAGGAUGGGCUUAUGGAAGAACCUUGCACCUGAACUGUAUAUAGAAAACUAAGAGAUGAAGGUCAGACCAUUGAGGAAUUAGUCAGCGAGUACGGUAUAUUAGGAAAAGGUCGAGAUUUUGCGUGGAAGACUUUGCUUCAGGGGAUCCUGAUUUUCUGCAGUAAGAUCUAAAGAUGAAGAAAUAAGUCACAUGGGUGGUAGAAUUGUAGUAGAGUGAGGAUACUUAUUUAUUUUCCUAAACGUCUUUCCUACACAUCGACUACUUACAGUGGGCAGGCACGAAUGUUUCGUCCAACUGCUGAUGGGUGUAUAUGCGAGGAUCUGGGGUGCAUAGGUACUGGUACGGUAUCUGAUACCGAUACGUAUUGGAGAAUCCGAUUUGGCAUUUUCAAAAAUGGCGGAUACGGAUGCCGACCGUUACGGCAUAUAAUUUUGUUGGUGUAAUUUUAUAGGAAUCAAUAAUGUCACUGUACACCUAUAUCUCACAACAUUUCAAUCCCAUGUUGUUAUCACUCUCAACCCUCUUUAUGAGGGAAGUAAACUCCAUUUUCUUUUUAAAGUGUUUCUCCGUUUCACAUGUACAAAGCACGUGAAAGCAAGAGAGGCCUUUAAAAAGACAUUUGAAUAGAACACCUUUAGAAAAACA
Messenger RNA from Papaver somniferum (opium poppy), 3000 nucleotides. RefSeq names its product RAP domain-containing protein, chloroplastic-like. NCBI's taxonomy places the organism in Eukaryota, Viridiplantae, Streptophyta, Magnoliopsida, Ranunculales, Papaveraceae. The transcript is spliced from 4 exons. The record is from RefSeq and is a predicted model, not a curated record. Gene Ontology annotation, biological process: regulation of mitochondrial mRNA stability; chloroplast rRNA processing; mitochondrial RNA processing. Gene Ontology annotation, cellular component: mitochondrial matrix; chloroplast; ribonucleoprotein granule. The coding region runs from base 357 to 2387 and encodes 676 amino acids. Gene Ontology annotation, molecular function: RNA binding.